Molecule: messenger RNA, 675 nt
Organism: Mytilus trossulus (common blue mussel)
Lineage: Eukaryota; Metazoa; Mollusca; Bivalvia; Mytilida; Mytilidae
Exons: 3
Coding region: 100-582 (160 amino acids)
Source: RefSeq, a predicted model, not a curated record
CUAACAUUUUGAACUCAUAAUUAAUAAACCACCUUCAAUAUAAAAGAAAGGCUGACGACACGUUAAUCCUAAACAGUUUUACUUUCUUGAUUCACUACAAUGUCAUUAACUGAAAGAAAACUUAUGCAGAUGACACUUUUAUUUGUAAUUUUGUCGGUUGUCAUAGGAACGACAAGUGGUGCUUGUUGCCAUAAACCUUUUAAUAAACAUUGUGCAGAUUGCGCUGUCGGGACACCUUGCUGUGGAUAUCAUUCCUGUAACAUAUUCUGUUGCGGAUGUGACUGUCGUAAAGAACCAGCAGGGAAACAUUGUUACGGACGUGGAGAUACAUGCAGAUGUUACAGAGACAAUUGCAGAGUAAAACGUCAAGUGUCAUUUGCUACUACCGAUAUUUCUGCUUAUGAAACGUUUACGGGUUUAGAUAUCAAUAAAAAUGGGAUGAUGGAACAAUUUGAGUUCAGUAGAGCCUUAGAACAGAUGCAUAUAACGGACAACAUGACCGUGUUUCACCAUUGGUUAGUCAUGGACGAAGAUAGAGACGGAGUUAUUACCCUGGAGGAAUUUGACCGAGAAAAAUUAUAGUUGUCAAAGAGCAUAUCCCGAUAAAACUAAAUGUGAAGAUUUUAAGUUCUUUUUAAAAUUUUGAAAUAAAAUCAAUGAAGAUAUUUCAUUCAA